ACAAAACUGUCAAAUCAUCGGUCGGCGUUUUCGUUUUCGCUUGUCAUCUUUCAAGUUUUACUAAAAUUAUUUGAAAUAUUUAAUUAAAUACAAUUUUUAACAAUGGCUUUAAUGGAUUUGUGCCGUCUCGACGAGAAAAUAAACCUCAGGCCCAUGGAUUCUUUAGCAUCAUUCCAAAAUGAUGUCGUAGGCUACAGCCAGAAUUUUGUACACAGUGCCCAACUAGCGAUCCCUCCUUUUGCAAAUCCCGCAGAAAGUUUAGCCAAAUUCAACACUCACGAUGAGACAGGCAAAGAAAUCAAAAUUGAAUUCGACCACGGAACUACCACUCUUGGUUUUCGCUACCAGGGAGGAGUCCUGUUGGCCGUAGACUCCCGUGCCACUGGUGGUCAGUUCAUUGGCUCUCAGUCGAUGAAGAAAAUUGUUGAAAUAAAUGAUUAUUUGCUGGGAACUCUGGCCGGAGGCGCAGCAGACUGCGUGUACUGGGACCGCGUGCUCGCCAAACAAUGCCGGCUGUAUGAGCUCCGCAACAGGGAACGCAUCUCCGUGGCCGCCGCCAGCAAACUGAUGGCCAACAUGGUCUACAAUUAUAAGGGAAUGGGACUCAGUAUGGGGAUGAUGCUGGCUGGUUUUGAUAAAAGGGGUUGCCAGCUAUAUUAUGUAGACAGCGAGGGCACUAGGACUCCCGGCAAGGUAUUCUCCGUGGGCUCUGGUUCAGUCUACGCUUUUGGUGUGCUCGACUCAGGGUACAAGUGGGAUCUUACUGAUUUAGAGGCACAAGAACUCGGCCGCCGCGCCAUCUACCACGCGACCCACCGCGACGCGUACUCCGGCGGCAUCGUCAGAGUCUACCACAUCAGCGAUAAAGGCUGGGUCAACAUCUCCAACCAGGAUUGUAGCGAGCUGCAUUAUAAGUAUCAGGAAGAGAAGGGCAUCCAGGAAUAGGGGGUUCAAUAAAUAAUUAUUUGUACCAAA
Amyelois transitella is the source of this 975-nucleotide messenger RNA. It is a transcript of the gene Prosbeta5, whose product is annotated as proteasome subunit beta type-5. Gene Ontology annotation, molecular function: threonine-type endopeptidase activity. Gene Ontology annotation, cellular component: proteasome core complex. The transcript is spliced from 6 exons. Bases 103 to 945 code for a protein of 280 amino acids. The record is from RefSeq and is a predicted model, not a curated record. NCBI's taxonomy places the organism in Eukaryota, Metazoa, Arthropoda, Insecta, Lepidoptera, Pyralidae.